This is a messenger RNA of Exophiala dermatitidis NIH/UT8656, 1014 nucleotides long. RefSeq names its product aliphatic nitrilase. The coding region runs from base 1 to 1014 and encodes 337 amino acids. Lineage: Eukaryota; Fungi; Ascomycota; Eurotiomycetes; Chaetothyriales; Herpotrichiellaceae. The transcript has 3 exons. Gene Ontology annotation, molecular function: catalytic activity. The record is from RefSeq and is a predicted model, not a curated record.
AUGGGAAGCUCGGCCUCGCCCGCCACUCUGCGUGUUGCUGCAGCGCAGUAUGAACCUGAAUGGCUUGAUCUCCAGGCCUCCGUUGCAAAGACGUGUGCCAUCAUCAAGGAAGCCGGCAAGCAGGGUGUAAAGGCCUUGGGAUUUUCUGAAGCUUUUAUCCCUGGGUAUCCUGCGUGGAUAUGGCAGCGACCCCUUGACCCAGUUUUGUCGACGAAGUACAUCCAAAACUCUCUGGCCGUCGACUCAGACGAGAUGCGAACAAUCCAACAGUGCGCUGCCGAGAAUGGUGUUGUGGUGUCGUUGGGAUUUUCAGAAAACGACCACAACUCCGUCUACAUAGCUCAGGCGCUGAUUGACUCUGAUGGCAAGCUGCUCAUGAAGCGACGAAAACUCAAACCUACGCAUAUGGAACGCACCAUCUUUGGGGAUGCAUCAGGCGACAGUCUAACGAACGUGGCCCAAACAAAGAUUGGGAAGCGAGUGGGUGCUCUGGCCUGUUGGGAGCAUUGCCAGCCUUUGCUCAAGUAUCACACUGCCACACAGCGCGAGGAGAUCCACUGUGCCGGGUGGCCGCCACUAUCGCCCCAUUCUGGACCUGAGCUGUGGUCGAUGUCGGCAGAGGGGUGCCUCAGCCUUGCCCAAACGUACGCCAUCGAAACACAGACGUUCGUGUUGCACGCCACCACAGUCAUCAGCUCCAAAGGGGUUGACGCCAUGUCAACGGCUCAAUCAAUGCUUAUGAACAAGCCAGGUGGCGGCUACUCGGCGGUCAUUGGACCUGACGGCCGCCGACUCACAGAACCUCUUGAUCCGUCCACGGAAGGCCUUGUCAUUGCAGACAUCGACCCCAACAUGGCCCUUAUGGCUCGCAGCUUCUUGGACAUCUGUGGUCAUUACAGCAGGCCCGAUCUGCUGUGGCUGGGCUGUGACACGCGAGAACGCAGGCAUAAGAUUGACAAGGCUGGGGCUGCACAGGCUGCUGCCCAGGAUGGCACAGAAGAGGAAAAUGAUUGA